This is a messenger RNA of Telopea speciosissima, 1449 nucleotides long. Its product is annotated as rhomboid-like protein 20. Gene Ontology annotation, cellular component: membrane. The record is from RefSeq and is a predicted model, not a curated record. The transcript has 8 exons. The coding region runs from base 106 to 987 and encodes 293 amino acids. Gene Ontology annotation, molecular function: serine-type endopeptidase activity; protein binding. Lineage: Eukaryota; Viridiplantae; Streptophyta; Magnoliopsida; Proteales; Proteaceae.
GACCCCAAAAUAGAUUUCUUCCUGUGUAUUCUACUCUGCAUUCUCCAGAGAGUAAACGAAGAAAGGCGAGGGAGGGUUGGUCGUCGCUUACUUCACCUCGUGAAAAUGAACGGCGGCCCAUCUGGUUUUCAAAAUUCUCCUGUCACAAAAGCGUUCGUUGUUGCGUGUGCCCUCUUCACAGUCACUUUUGGGAUUCAAGGCCGUUCGUCGACGCUUGGAUUAUCUUAUCAGGAUGUUUUCAGAAAGUUUCACUUUUGGAGGUUCCUUGCAUCAGGUUUUGCCUUCUCAUCAACACCAGAACUGAUGUUUGGAUUGUACCUGCUCUACUACUUCAGAGUAUUUGAGAGACAGAUAGGGUCAAAUAAAUACUCAGUCUUUAUCUUGUUCUCCAUGAUCGUGUCAUUGCUUUAUGAGGUCCUGUUAUUGUUUCUCGUUAAAGAUCCCUCUAAAGUGCUAGCAUCUGGACCCUAUGGUCUCAUAUUUUCUUCAUUUGUGCCAUUUUUCUUUGACAUUCCUGUUUCAACACGGUUUCGUAUUUUUGGCAUUCACAUCUCUGACAAGUCAUUCAUAUAUUUAGCUGGUAUUCAGCUUCUUUUAUCAUCUUGGAAGAGAUCUAUCUUACCAGGCUUGGGUGGCAUUCUUGCUGGCUUCCUAUAUCGCAUUAAUCUUUUUGGCUUCCGUAGGAUGAAGUUCCCUGAAUUUGUCACUUCAUUCUUUUCGAGCCUUCCAUGGCCCUCUGCUGGAGGUUCAUCUCCUACAGCAUCAAGUGGAAAUAUUAUUGGAAACAUGCCUUCUUACACAGGCCGCCCAGUGGAGGGAAACUACCAUUCUGUUCCUGUUGCAUUCACUAUGGAGCCACUUGAGGACUCCAUUGCUACUCUGGUCUCAAUGGGCUUUGACAGACAUGCAGCCAGACAGGCUCUCGUACAGGCUAGAAAUGACAUGAACAUUGCAACAAACAUACUCCUCGAAGCUCAGGGCCAUUGAUUGAAGCCUGGUGAAAAUUUUUGCUUGCAAACAGAUGAAGAAAAGGAAGUUGGGUUGUGAAGAGUAAUCACAGUAUAUCCAUCUAGGCGAAAAAAACAUCAGAGAAGACUAACCAUCUGCUAAGACCCAGAUCAAUCUGCUAUCUGGAAGCUGACAAGGCACUCAUGGUACCAUUAUUAUUUUCUUAUUUUUCUGUCAAUUCCUUAUUCUGAGCUCUUAGUUUCAAUAUAAUCUAAUUAUACACUAGUGUAACUCUUAGAAUACGAGCCUUGUACAAUUUGCUUAUAGUGUACUUGCUUUGCACAUUACUUCAAAUGCACUGAAGCUUUGUAUAGUUGAAGCCUAAAAAUGUGCAGCUGUACUAGUGUGGUUCACUUGUGCCGAUAUGGUUUGACAUUUUUAACAUUGUUCGAGUUCGCUCAUGACUGAACCAUUGGAUAUAAAGUUAAUCUUCAAAGCUCC